GGAAAUGUUGCAGUUAUAAACCUUCCCUGGCGUGACUUUUAUACAUGGCUAAAAGUAGUCGGUCGUCGAAUCGCCAGUCACAGCUAAAAUAACACUUUUUUUUUCUUAUUUAAUAAUUUGUAAAUUUGAAAAAGAAUGCUGGAACAUAGUAGAUGUAUAUGCCCGUAUGGGAAGUAGAAAUGAUGGCAAACUAACCCGGUUGAUAGGCAGAGGUGGUGUGAGGCCUGUCAGAUGAAGGUUGCCAUCAGCUGGCACGAUGCAGCAGAAACGGAACAUCCGGAUCAUAGAAUGGGAGGACCUGGACAAGAGAAAGUUCUACUCUCUCGGCAUGUUCAUGACCUUGACCACGCGUGCCACCGUCUACCCCUUCACGCUGAUCCGAACUCUACUGCAGGUACAGAAGGGCAAGUCGCUCUACAAUGGCACUUUCGAUGCCUUCUGUAAGAUCCUGAAGGCAGAAGGGGUGCGGGGACUGUACCGGGGCUUUAUGGUCAAUACCUUCACCCUGAUCUCAGGCCAGGCCUACAUCACCACCUACGAGCUGGUGAGGAAGUAUGUGUCCCAGUAUUCCUCCAGCAACACCCUCAAAUCUCUGGUGGCAGGUGGCUCAGCCUCGCUGGUGGCCCAGAGCAUCACAGUACCCAUUGACGUGGUCUCCCAGCAGCUCAUGAUGCAAGGGCAAGGGGAACAUCUCGCACGCUUUAAGAUCAAGCCCAAACUGGCUGUGGCCACAUCUAAGCAUAAAGUGACCUUUGGACAGACCAGAGACAUUAUGGUCCAGGUAUUCGCAGCAGAUGGCUUUCGGGGCUUUUACCGUGGCUAUGUGGCAUCACUCCUCACCUACAUCCCUAACAGUGCUGCCUGGUGGCCUUUUUAUCACUUUUAUGCAGAACAGCUGUCCUGGCUGGCCCCCUGCAGCUGUCCGCACCUCCUGCUGCAGGCUGUGGCUGGGCCAAUGGCUGCAGCAAGCGCCUCUGUCCUCACCAACCCCAUGGAUGUGGUGAGAGCUCGUGUGCAGGUCGAGGGUCGUUCAUCGGUGAUUGAGACGUUUAGACAGCUCCUGGCUGAGGAGGGCAUGUGGGGCCUGACAAAGGGUCUCUCGGCACGCAUCAUUUCCUCCGCUCCCACUUCCAUCCUCAUCGUCAUUGGCUAUGAGACGCUGAAGAGGCUCAGCCUUCGCCCGGAGCUGGUGAACACCAGACACUGGUGAAAGGCAGGCCCAUCGGAACUCUCCCAAACCCAGUCCAAAACAACUAUACCUCAGGCUCAGCUCUGCACGCUGACCCGCCCACUCUAAAAGCCAGAAAGGCCCAAAUACUUGUUUUUACUAAUAUUUUAUGGGAUUUUACAGUUGAGAUAAGAGGACCAGAAGAAAUCAGUCUAUGCUUAAUAAGAGGACCAGAAGAAAUCAGUCUAUGCUGUGCUCAUUGUUUUUUGAAGUAUGUUUUACUUUAUGUACACGUGUUUUUUGAUGAUUAAGACCUGGCCCUAACUGUGUCCAUGAUGGUCUUUAUGUAUUGCAUACAGACGCUUUACACCAGGCCUACACGGAACUGGUAUGUUCAGCUGCAGAAUGCAUAUGACUAAAAAUUAAAUUCAGGCCCUUUUAGACCUAGUAUGAAUACAAACUAUUCACAUAAAUGAGGUGGAUCACAACAAGUUCAAGAUGGUAUAUGUGGUCAUACCUGGCAUAAAAAUUGUGUAAAAUCAGAUGAAUAAGUAGUGUACUAGUUACACAUGGCCUCUUUCACUUGUUUUUAACCUAAUUUUAUUAAAUAAUUGCUUAUCCUGGUCAUUUACGUGUAUGGGCACAUUUUACAGCUCUUGACAACCAAGUGUGCAGGUAUUUCUUGUCCAAGAGGCCUUGUGUUGCACUAUAACUACUCUAGAGUGUUUGGGCGCCAAAGUAAAAUUUUGUAAUCGAACUAAUGUUUUGUAAUUGUAACAUAACUUUCUGUGCUAUACACUGUUGUAAACUGAUUCUUCGUUGGGAUAUGCACAAAGAUGUGUUUAUCUGAACCUGUUACACUGACACUCAUUAAAUGAAUGAGUUCAUUUCCACA
Molecule: messenger RNA, 2063 nt
Organism: Electrophorus electricus (electric eel)
Lineage: Eukaryota; Metazoa; Chordata; Actinopteri; Gymnotiformes; Gymnotidae
Gene: slc25a44a
Product: solute carrier family 25 member 44a
Biological process (GO): branched-chain amino acid transport; transmembrane transport; branched-chain amino acid catabolic process
Cellular component (GO): mitochondrion
Molecular function (GO): branched-chain amino acid transmembrane transporter activity
Source: RefSeq, a predicted model, not a curated record